GGGGUUUUAGCAACAGCCACCAUCACGACCACCGUCUUCAACACACACAAAAAUACACAGUAAAAAAUGGUUCGAUUAAAUGCCGAUUUGGUAUGGAAAAGCCCUCACUUCUUCAACGCUCUUCGCGAACGUGAAUUAGAUCUUCGAGGUAAUAAAAUUCCAGUGAUUGAGAAUAUAGGUGCUACUGAGGAUCAAUUUGAUACCAUUGAUUUGUCUGAUAAUGAGAUUGUGAAGCUCGAAAACUUUCCGAAUUUAAAUCGGCUUGGAACGUUGUUGCUGAAUAACAAUCGGAUUACUCGUAUUAACCCUAACAUUGGAGAGUUCUUGCCGAAACUGCACUCUUUGGUUCUUACUAACAAUCGGCUUGUUAAUUUGGUUGAGAUUGAUCCACUUGCAUCACUACCGAAGCUGCAGUACUUGAGCUUGUUGGACAAUAACAUUACAAAGAAACCCAACUAUCGAUUGUAUGUCAUUCACAAGUUGAAGGCUUUGCGUUUGCUUGAUUUUAAGAAAAUUAAACAAAAGGAGCGAGCUGAAGCAGCUAAGUUAUUUAAAUCAGAAGAGGCCGAAGAGGAAGCUAAAAAAGAAUCUGUCAAGACAUUUGUACCUGGUGAGGUUGUAAACGAGGAGCCUGAGGAAAAGGAGCCAUCUAAACCUGUGGGCCCUACACAGGAGCAAAUUACAGCCAUAAAGGCCGCCAUUGUCAAUGCCCAAACUUAUGAAGAGGUAGCAAGACUUGAAAAGGCUUUGAACUCAGGUUCAGUUCCAGAUGAUCUUAAUAUUGGGAAUGCCAAUGCAGAAACAAGGCAAAACGAUGGUCCCACAGACAUGGAGCAGGAAUGAGUGAUUGCUGAGAUCAAUGAGGUUGUAGGUGGUGCAAUAGUUAAAAGCUGGGAAACAGAUCCAUCUUGUUUUUUUGCCACAAUGGUUUCUCCUCUUCUAAAUUGUUCCAGAGUUGUUUGGUGAUAGAGUGAAGUGAAUGUUGUACAAUUAAUCUUGACUGGAAGAGGUCGAUUUUUCAUUUAUGAUAUAUUUUAUAUGCUUAGUUAAAACUAGUAAUCUAAUUUUAUAUUUGUAAGCCGGAAAUGUAGAAUUGUCCCGCAAAUGAAGUAUUUCAGGAUAAAAGGAGGAUUUUGCAUGCUGCA
Erigeron canadensis is the source of this 1145-nucleotide messenger RNA. Its product is annotated as U2 small nuclear ribonucleoprotein A'. NCBI's taxonomy places the organism in Eukaryota, Viridiplantae, Streptophyta, Magnoliopsida, Asterales, Asteraceae. Gene Ontology annotation, molecular function: protein binding; U2 snRNA binding. Gene Ontology annotation, biological process: mRNA splicing, via spliceosome. Bases 67 to 843 code for a protein of 258 amino acids. The transcript has 8 exons. The record is from RefSeq and is a predicted model, not a curated record.